CUUCCGGACUCAUUCCCUCUCGGUUGUGUGCAGACAGCGAGCGUCCAUUACAAUUAAAUGCAUCCGGACAAUUCUGCAACAGUCCCGCCAUUGACCUACUUCCGGUCAGCGCUGAGUGAGUCCACACGGCCCCUCGUCUCCUCUGAAGGUUAGAGUGAUUUUCAGCUGGUCUGCUAACCGCCAAAGAAGUCCAGAGAAGAAGAAGAAGAAGCUCAGUGCUGAGACCAGACACUUGUGGAGAGGAACGCCGUCCAUCAUUGAAUCUGACUUCAGGGCAGCUGUCUGAGGAAGAAAGAUGACUCCCCCUCUCAAGAAACGAAGGGGCACGCCUCAUAGUCAUGACUGUCAGCAGUGUGGUAAAGAGUUCUCUUCUUCAUCUGAUUUAAAGACGCAUAUGCGAGUUCACACUGGAGAGAAACCAUACAGCUGUGAGCAAUGUGGUUUGGCCUUCUCUCAAGCAAGUACUCUACGGAUGCAUCAGCGUCUCCACACUGGAGAGAAACCAUACAGCUGUGAGAUCUGUGGGAAAGCUUUCAAACAGUCAUCUACAUUGAAGCGUCAUAUACGCACUCACAGUGGAGAGAAACCCUUCAGCUGUGAUCAGUGUGGUAUGACCUUCUCUCGAGUAAGUACUCUAAGGAUCCAUCAGCGUCGCCACACUGGAGAAAAGCCGUUCAGUUGUGAUCAGUGUGGGAAAGCUUUCUCAGUCUUAGGGACCCUCACCUUACACUGCCGCAUUCAUACUGGAGAGAAACCGUACAGUUGUGAUCAGUGUGGGAAAACCUUCAGGAGAAAAUACAACUUAACAUUCCACCAGCAGAUACACACAGGAGGGAAAACGUACAGUUGUGAGAUCUGUUGGAAAGCUUUCACACAUUUAUCUGCAUUGAAGCGUCAUACACGCACUCACACCGGAGAGAGACCAUAUAAAUGUGAGGACUGUGGUAAAAGUUUCAGUCAGUUGGGUCACUUCAAGGUUCACAGAAACAUCCACACCAGAGAAUUACUCUACCCUUGUCUGGAUUGUGGUAAAGUCUUUGCUCAGCAAGGUGCUUUAAAGCGUCAUGAGCGUAUUCACACUGGAGAGAAACCAUACAGCUGUGAGCAAUGUGGUAUGACCUUCACUCGAGUUAGUAAUCUAAGGAUCCAUCAGCGUCGCCACACUGGAGAAAAGCCGUUCAGUUGUGAUCAGUGUGGGAAAGCUUUCUCAGUCUUAGGGACUCUCAGGUUACACCGCCGCAUUCAUACUGGAGAGAAACCGUACAGCUGUGACCAGUGUGGGCAGAUCUUCAGGGAAAAACACCACUUAACAAGCCACCAGCAGAUCCACACUGGAGAGAAACCCUUCAGCUGUGAGCAAUGUGGGAAAACCUUCAGGCAAAAAAUCAACUUAGCAGUCCACCAGCAGAUCCACACUGGAGAGAAACCACACAAAUGUAGACACUGUGAGAAAGCCUUCAGAAGUCAAGGGGAAUGCAUCACACAUGAACGCGUCCACACUGGUCUGAAACCAUACGUCUGUGGGGAGUGUGGGAAGAGUUUUGGGAGUUCAUCUUCACUUGGCAGACAUGAACUCACCCAUGCUGGAGUCAGAGAGUACCAGUGUGAGCACUGUGACAAAUGGUUUGUUUCAGCUCAUAAGCUUGAGGAGCAUCUGCGUAUCCACACCAGACACAGGCCGUACUGGUGUGUUGGUUGUGAGAAAAGCUUCACAUGGAGCUCUGGGCUGAGAAGACACAAAUGUGUCACAACAGAGAGCUAAAAUUCUUUGUAGUCUUCAACUGUUUCAGGGUUCCCACAGAUCCUUAAAAAGUCUUAAAAGGCAUUGAAUUCAUGAAUCCAAAAAUAAGGCCUUAAUUGGCAUUAAAAUGUCUUAAAUCAGUCUUUCAAAAGUCUUAAAAAAUGUUAACACAUAAAAAGUAGGAUUUUAUGAUUCUAAAUAGUUUCCAAUCUCACAAUAAAUGGUAACAUUUAUUUCUUAAAAUAAUUUACCGAAUGACUCUCAUGGUAACAUUGCGCAAUCACGAUAGCAGAACCAACAAAACAGUGAUGUGGUUGCAGCCAGGCGUGUUAGAGCAGAUGCACGUCGUUCAUGUAGCAGCUUUGGACAACGUGGGAAAGAAAGCUGAAAGCGGUACCAGCAUGCACGCCCCUGCCUAGACGCAAACUGGACAUAGCGCGUAUAGCCUCAACAUCGUGGGGGGCUCACUUUGAGCAUCUUCUUCUCUCUCUCUGCAUGUCAUUUCGGUGUUUGUAUGAUUAAUAUGAUCGAGGUAAUGUAUAUACAAUGUUGACCAAACAGAAACUUUACCUGGUCGUUACGGUAGUAAGUCAAUCCUCAAAAUAUCUAUUUUUGGAGAUCAGUGCCAUACGUGAUCAAUGAGGUGUGUGCAGUGUUUGCUCGCUCUCCCUCUCUCUCUCUUCUGACUCUUGCAGCACAGAGACUCUAAUCAGAGACUCUAAUGGCCUGUACAUCCACCUGUUAUUCUGCAACCUCUGUUGUCAAAAGUCAGCUCCUACUCUCCUUUUGUUUGUGAAUUUAUGGUAAAACUCUUUAAUUGACAUCGUAGAA
Cheilinus undulatus (humphead wrasse) is the source of this 2572-nucleotide messenger RNA. RefSeq names its product zinc finger protein 226-like. The transcript is spliced from 4 exons. The record is from RefSeq and is a predicted model, not a curated record. Gene Ontology annotation, molecular function: RNA polymerase II cis-regulatory region sequence-specific DNA binding; DNA-binding transcription factor activity, RNA polymerase II-specific. NCBI's taxonomy places the organism in Eukaryota, Metazoa, Chordata, Actinopteri, Labriformes, Labridae. The coding region runs from base 296 to 1762 and encodes 488 amino acids. Gene Ontology annotation, biological process: regulation of DNA-templated transcription.